This is a messenger RNA of Cavenderia fasciculata, 1914 nucleotides long. RefSeq lists its product as uncharacterized. The record is from RefSeq and is a predicted model, not a curated record. NCBI's taxonomy places the organism in Eukaryota, Evosea, Eumycetozoa, Acytosteliales, Cavenderiaceae. Gene Ontology annotation, molecular function: pseudouridine synthase activity; RNA binding. The transcript is spliced from 2 exons. The coding region runs from base 1 to 1914 and encodes 637 amino acids. Gene Ontology annotation, biological process: pseudouridine synthesis.
AUGUCAAAUAAAUGCGUAAUCGAAGAGAUUGUACCAAGACAACAAAAAGGAGUUGAACGACUACAGGUAUACUUGGCAGCUAAAAAGUUUACUCUCAAAGGACAAGAUAAACCAGUCACUCUAAACAAAACGAGUAUCGUCAAACUCAUCACUCAAGGACAGAUAUCAAUCAACGAUAAAGUUGUUCAAGAAAAGAAUGCAAAGAUUAGAGCAAAUGAUCGAAUAUUGAUAACCUUGCCUACUUCUACUACCUCUACUACAUCCUCUUCAAACAACAGUGAAAGUGGUCAACAAUCAACUACUACUACAGUCAUUGGAAAAGAGAUUAAUUUAGUAGCAACUAAAAUAGAUUUGAAUAUACUAUUUGAAGAUGAGUAUAUUGUUGUUAUUAAUAAGCCGGCUGGUAUGAUUGUUCAUCCACCUCCACCAUCACCAAAUCAUCCAUUGAAUGAAGAGAAUCAAACGAGAACACUUGUCAAUGCAUUGUUGUAUCGAUACGGUGCAAAGGGAUUAUCGAUUGUUGGUGGUGUCGAUAGACCGGGUAUCGUACAUCGUCUCGACAAGGAUACUGCAGGUAUACUGAUCGUUGCAAAGAAUGAUUCAGUUCAUGAAAUGGUCAAAAAGAUGUUACAGGAUCACACAUCAACGACGAUUAAAGGAUCGAUGAGUGCCAAGGCCAACAACAACAACAACAAACCAACCACCAUUCAAAAAACAUAUUAUUGUUUGGUGACUGGUAAACCAAAGGAAUCACAUGGAAUCAUCAACAAGGCCAUUUCAAGACAUCCAAUGGACAGAAACAAAAUGGUUAUCGAUGAAUCAAAAGGAAAGGAAUCAAUCACAGAAUACAAAGUAAUCAAAAGUUGGGAUAAAAUCGAUUUGGAAAUCAUCAAACCAAAGAAGAGUAAUGAAGCAAAGGAUUAUGAUAAUAGUGAAUAUGAUAUAAUAUCAAAGAAAAUUAAUAAUAACAAAAAGAAACCAACCAAUAAUAAUAAGAAUCAAAAUAAUAGUAAAUUUAUAAUAGAUAGUGAUAGUGACGAGAAUGAAGAUGAUUCCGAGGAAGAAGAUGAAUCUGAAGAAGAAGAAGAAGAAGUACCAGUUAAAUCAACUAAAAAACAACAACCAAAAAGUAAAUUUAUUAUUAUCGAUAGUGAUGAAGAUGAGGACGAAGAUGAAGAUGAAGAUGAUGACGAUGAUGAAGAAGAGGAAUCAGAGGAAGACGAUUCAGAUAAUUCAGAUGAUUCAGACGAUUCAGAUGAAGAAACAAAAUAUGUUGGUAAAAAGAUUGGAGCAAGAAAUUAUACAUUGAUGGAGAUUACUUUACAUACUGGUAGACAACAUCAAAUUAGAGUUCAUAUGACCAGUGAAGGUCUACCUAUUGUUGGUGACCCAAUCUAUUCUGGAAAAUCAAAUCAAUUUAUGGUUCCUUAUUUAUUAUUGGCAUCUGUAGCAUUACGAUUCCAACAUCCAAUCACCAAACAACAAAUGGAAUUUACAAUUCCAAAUCCACCUCAUUUACAAUCAUUUAUCGAUCAACUUGAUAAAGAACAAUUAAAACAAUAUCCAAAUAUCCAAAAAAAUAAUAAUAUUAAUAGUUUUGUAAAUAAUAAUAAUAAUAAUGAUAAUGGACAAAAAUCAACACCUACAAUUACCAAACAACAAUUAACAAAAAAAGAAGAAGAAGAGUUGGCCUUGGAUAUGGAAUUUUUGGGGAUUGUCCUAUUGUUGUUGGCGGACAUCACAUUAAAGACAAACAACAACAACAAACAUCAUUCAGCAACAUCGACGACAUACUCACAAUAUGCAUCAUCACCAACAACAACAACAACAACAGCAACACCUGUAACAUCACAUUUGUUGGUUAUUCACCAUCAUCCAUCAUCAUCAGUUUACUUUAAUUUUUUAAUAUUUUAA